AUGGCCUCAGAGAAGGACACCAAGACUGAAGCUGCGAAGCAGGAGGAGGAGGAGGAGGAGGAUCUGUCGGAGGUGGAAGAAGAUGGCGGUGAAGUGAAAUCGGACGAGGCUGGAGAAAAGGAGGAGGCGGAAGAACCAGAGGAAGAUGAAAAUGCUGAGGGAAAAAAUGAGGUGAAAGAGGAAACGGAGGGGGAGGAAGAGGAGGGCGAGGGCAAAGGCGAGGAUGGAGAAGACGAAGGCGACGAGGGGAAAACUGAGAAAAGUAAAAAGAAGGGUUCGAAGAGAAAGAUGAAAGGCGACACUGUUGUGUUAAAAUCGCCCCAGACGCCCGGGAGCGAGAGGCCCACGAGGGAGAGGAAAAUGGUGGAGAGGUUUAAGGUAUACGAGACCCCAAAGAGCUCUGCCAGUAAGCCCUUGUCCAUUGAGAAGGGUCAAGGCACACAGCUUAAGGAUAUCCCUAAUGUGGCUUUCAAGUUGUCCAAGAGAAAAGGUGAUGAGAAUCUCCAGCUUCUUCACACAAUUCUUUAUGGAAAGAAAGCAAAGGUGCGCAUGCUGAAGAAAAAUAUUGGCCUCUUUUCUGGUUUUGUGUGGGCUGAGAAUGAGGAAAAGCAGAAAGCUAAAACCAAGGAGAAAAUUGACAAAUGCGUAAAAGAGAAGUUAUUGGACUUCUGCGACGUUCUUAACAUUUCAGUUAAUAAAGCUUCUAUAAAGAAGGAAGAGCUUGUUGUAAAAUUAUUGGAGUUCUUGGAGUCUCCUCAUGCUACAACUGACACGUUGCUUGCUGACAAGGAGAAGGGAAAGAAACGGAAGAGUACUGGCCCAACCAGCAAAAGCCCAAGUUCUCCUCAUGUGGCUGGAGGGAAAUCCACGAAGAAACAAAAAUCGGAUUCUGAUUCUGGUAAGAAGCGAAGUGGUCCCACUGAGGAAGAAGAUGAUGAUAAAAGUGAACAUUCACUUAGUGAAGAUGAUAAGGACGAUGAAAAAUCAGUUCCCAAAGCAGAAAGUGAUCAUGAAGAGAACGUUGUAGAAGACCAGAAAGAUGAAGAUGAGGAGGAACCCAAGAAGCAGAAGUCGGUUGAGAAGGUUUCCUCUAAGAAAAGUGCCAAGAAAGAUACCAGUAAGGGUGCUGUCAAGUCCAAGUCAACUACUAAAGGAAGCCCACCAGAAUCUUCAAAAGCAUCAGGCAAAUCUAAUAAUAAAUCUACCGGUGCUGUAUCUGAUAAAAAGAGUAAAGUGAAGGCUUCAUCCAAUAAGAAGCAAAAAGUGGACAAGGAAAGUGAGGAAACUAAAGGUACAUCUUCAAGCAAGAAAAAGUCCAAGACCUCGACGAAGGUUUCUGAAAAUGAUCAAGAUGAUAGUGAAAGUAGUGAUAAAGAAGUAAAAGAGCCCAGCCGAGAAGAAAUGCAUGCUGCAGUAGUAGAUAUACUGAAGGAAGUGGAUUUUAACACAGCAACAUUAUCCGACAUUCUCAAACAGCUCGGUAAGCACUUUGGGGUAGAUCUCAUCCAUAGAAAAACAGAAGUUAAAGACAUAAUCACGGAAGUGAUAAAAAGCAUGUCGGAUGAAGAAGAUGAUGAGUCUGCAAAUGAAUCAGGUAAAGAUGAGGAUUAG
Messenger RNA from Striga hermonthica, 1611 nucleotides. NCBI's taxonomy places the organism in Eukaryota, Viridiplantae, Streptophyta, Magnoliopsida, Lamiales, Orobanchaceae. The record is from the annotation of a GenBank genome assembly.